AUGACACAUGGUACCAUUGGCUCCAAUGGCUCUCCUCCUCUUCUGCAACCAUGGGAGACACACAACCCCGGGAAGAAUCCAGAGGGCUAUUGGCCCCCGACGGAACCCAGCAACAAGACCACGGAGGAAAGGACGCCAGACCAGACGACCCAUGGUGACCCCGUGGACACCACACCACUGCCUACCCCUGAAGGAAGGGGCACGACCCCAAUGGACUCUGAGAACAGCCAAACCUGGUCGGGGGGGGAGCUAGGAUGGGGACCUGGGAUUCAGACCCCCCUCAUCUACCCUGAACCCUCCUCACCUCUUCCCAUCUGGCCCUGA
This is a messenger RNA of Pelobates cultripes (western spadefoot toad), 324 nucleotides long. NCBI's taxonomy places the organism in Eukaryota, Metazoa, Chordata, Amphibia, Anura, Pelobatidae. The record is from the annotation of a GenBank genome assembly.